AUGAGUACACUUGAUCAACCUCCGCCCAAGCGCAAACGUCUUAGCUAUGCGUGUAACUAUUGCCGCGAGAAGAAGACCCGCUGCGACGAGGAGCAACCCUGUCGUAAUUGUCGUCUUGCUGACAUGGAAUGUGUCACCACAGAUAAAAGACGGGAUGGAAUGCGGGUUGAGAAUCGUCGCAGAAAACAAUCGCACGGUCGGUCCCAGUCGGGGACGCUGCUAAGGGCUCAGCUCCAACUGUCUGGUGUAGCACCAUCGCCAGCACAGAGCCAGACACCGAGAACCCCGGAAUCGCAUGCUUCGUCGGUGGUUCCUACAACCCACGAAAGACCUCGGAUCUGGUCGCAAUGCUGGGGACCGGAGGGGUGGAAGACGGGUCGUCUUCCCAUGAUGCCUCGUUUUGUUGGAUCCAGCGUGUUGGAGUUGAUGACUGCAUGGCUUGACAUGGCCUUUUACCGGAUAAGAGGCGCUCAAGCUCGUGCGGUCUCUCCGCUCUUGAAUCAGUCAUUUGCAUCGGUCAUUCUUGAUCAGCCUCCCGAGCUGCCAGAUGAAACUUUGAUGCAGGUCUGUGUUGAAAAUUAUUGGAUUACACUUCAUCAGAUCUUCCCAUUCCUGGACCGGAAUACUGUGGAGCCAAUAUUCAAUGCGGGCAUGGAAACGAACGUGUAUUCAAACCACUCUUCGAAUGCGCCAUCUCGAGCCCUGAAGUAUCUUAUCGUAAUGACAGGCAUGCUGACAAUUGCCCCGAGUGAAGCUACUAGAACACUCAUCUCGUCAUAUAUCAGCUACUGCAACUCACUGCUAGGACAUAUUGUGACUAAUCGUAGUCUGCAAUCAGUCCAGGUUAUUCUCCUCUUUUCAAUUGUUCUUCGGAGCUGUGACAAGAUUGCAUGGGCAUGGGAUAUCCUCACAAUGGGGGUCUCGUUAGCCCAAUCAAUUGGCAUUAAUCAGGGAUCCCAAUCACCACUUGAACAUUCAAACGAGCCCACGCCUGAGUUUCAGACAUGGUGGUGUAUCUAUGUGUUUGAGCGGGUACUAGCUUUGGAAUGCGGGCGUCCUUCUACUAUAUGGGACCGCCAACUAUCCGAGACUCUUGUAUCGCCGCUACAGACUAAUCCAGACAGUGGCACAGAUCCUCAAUUCCGGAACGUGCUGAUCAGCCUGGCCAAUAUGCUACAUGAGAUGCAAGAGCGCUCUGUGAGAGCAUGGAGGCGAGAAGAGUGGAUACCACAGUCUAUGGAGCAGUCCAUAGAGGACAAGCUGCAGACCGGAGGGGAACUGCAUGUUUUACUCUCUGAGUGGCAGGAUAGUCUACCGGCAGCAUACAGACCAGGAUCAACAUCCAAUCUAGCCUUUGAUAGUAGAUCACAAGCGUCAUUCCUUUCAUAUUAUUAUAAUUUGGGAUUACUCCUUGUCAAUAGAUCGACCCUUCUUGUGCCAAAAGACGAACUUCACGCAAUGGUCAAUAAAUACGCUGCUGGCAAGUCAUGGCAACAGCGCCUCCUUGCUGGGUCAGCACCGGUCAUUGAAGCCGCUCGUCAGAUGAUCAAGUUAUUUGUUGCAUCAGUCGAUUCAGGAACUCCAACAUACCUUACCGCUAUAACAUCUCCUCUUGCAGCCGUCUAUGUCUUGGCUAUACACAUUUAUCAAGAGCGCAGUUCACUGCUCAUUCGAUCGGAUUUCGAGUUGCUGAAAGUAGCUAUCCAAAUUACGAAAGAACACUACCACAAACACGGCACGGCAAGCAAUAUUGACGAUGUUCUGAUAGAUGUGGAGCGGAUCGCCUCUCGAUGCUUGGAGACCCCUUCAGGCAGUCAUAUCAACCCUCUUAGUCUGGUACCAGAUGAGAUUGUGAUGGGUGAUAUUUCUAUGGGAGAUACAAUGCCUACGCUGGAAGGGUCGGCUUGGGGUCUGUCGGCUUUGGAUUGGGCAGGAUGGGAUUGGAAUGAUUUAAGUCAUUUAUUUCAACACACAGAGUAA
This is a messenger RNA of Penicillium malachiteum, 1980 nucleotides long. RefSeq lists its product as uncharacterized. The record is from RefSeq and is a predicted model, not a curated record. The transcript has 4 exons. The coding region runs from base 1 to 1980 and encodes 659 amino acids. Gene Ontology annotation, biological process: DNA-templated transcription; regulation of DNA-templated transcription. Lineage: Eukaryota; Fungi; Ascomycota; Eurotiomycetes; Eurotiales; Aspergillaceae. Gene Ontology annotation, molecular function: zinc ion binding; DNA-binding transcription factor activity, RNA polymerase II-specific; DNA binding.